This is a messenger RNA of Salarias fasciatus (jewelled blenny), 2021 nucleotides long. Its product is annotated as matrix metalloproteinase-17-like. Bases 116 to 1984 code for a protein of 622 amino acids. Lineage: Eukaryota; Metazoa; Chordata; Actinopteri; Blenniiformes; Blenniidae. Gene Ontology annotation, molecular function: zinc ion binding; metalloendopeptidase activity. The transcript has 10 exons. Gene Ontology annotation, cellular component: extracellular matrix. Gene Ontology annotation, biological process: proteolysis; collagen catabolic process; extracellular matrix organization. The record is from RefSeq and is a predicted model, not a curated record.
GGUAGACUCGUCCGGGCGGCUCUUCACAGCGCGUGUCAGCGUGUGAUUUAUCCCGUGGAUGCGGCCGUCGGGGUCGCCGUCUGAGCCCUGCAGGACCAGCCUGUCAUAGGGCAUCAUGCUUUCUCUGCUCCUUCACGUGCGGAUGAGGAAUAUUCUCCCUGAGAUGCUGCUGCUGCUGCAGAUGAUCUUGUGCGUCUCGCCUCUGAUCGGAGCGGCUCCCUCUCAGACCACCGAGCAGCUGGACACGGGAGUGGACUGGCUGAGCAAGUUUGGCUACCUCCCGCCCCCUGACCCCGUCACGGGCCAGCUCCAGACCAAGGAGGCUCUGACCAGGGCCAUCAAGGCCAUGCAGAAGUUUGGAGGACUGAAAGAGACCGGGGUCUUGGAUCAAGCCACCCUGGGACUAAUGAAAACACCCAGAUGUUCCCUGCCAGAUGUGUCUGAGGCUGAGGGAACGAUGGGACGCAGGAAGCGAAGCCCGACUCCCCCGAACAAAUGGAAUAAAAGACAUCUGUCCUGGAGGGUGAGGACCUUCCCCAAGGAUUCGGCCUUGCUGGGCAGAGACACGGUUCGAGCCCUGAUGUACUACGCCCUGAAGGUGUGGAGCGACAUCGCGCCGCUGAACUUCCACGAGGUGGCGGGCAGCGACGCCGACAUCCAGAUCGACUUCACCAAGGCCGACCACAACGACGGCUACCCCUUCGACGGGCCGGGGGGGACGGUGGCGCACGCCUUCUUCCCCGGAGAGAGGUUCACAGCUGGAGACACGCACUUCGACGACGACGAGGCCUGGACCUUCAGAUCUCCAGACUCUCACGGGAUGGAUCUGUUCGCGGUGGCGGUCCAUGAGUUCGGCCACGCCAUCGGUCUGGUCCACACGUCGGCCAUCGAGUCCAUCAUGAGGCCGUACUACCAGGGUCCCGUGGGAGACCCUCUGAAGUAUGAUCUACCCUACGAGGACAAAGUCCGCGUCUGGCAGCUUUACGGUGUCAGAGACUCAGUGUCCCACACAAACCAACCAGGCAGCUCCUCUCAGACAGCUGAGCCCCCCGUCCUGCUGGACCUUCCUGAGAACAGGUCCAACAUCCUACUGGCACGCGAUGCCCCCGACAGAUGCACCAGUCACUUUGAUGCAGUGGCCCAGAUACGAGGGGAGGCCUUCUUUUUCAAAGGGAAGUAUUUUUGGCGGCUAACGAGAGAGAAGCAUCUGGUGUCGCUGCGUCCUGCUCAGAUCCAUCGCUUCUGGAGAGGCCUACCAACCAACCUGGACAGCGUGGACGCUGUCUAUGAGCGGCCUGGCGACCACAAAAUAGUCUUUUUCAAAGGGCUAAAAUAUUGGGUGUUUAGAGACAAUAUCGUGGAGGAGGGUUACCCCCGUCCAAUCAGUGACUUUGGUCUGCCACUGGAAGGCGUGGACGCCGCCUUCGUUUGGCUUCACAACGACAAGACCUACUUCUUCAAGGAUAACCGCUACUGGCGCUACGACGACCACCUGCACCGCAUGGACCUGGGCUACCCUAAAGACAGCAACCUGUGGAAGGGACUCCCUUCACAAUUGGACGAUGCCAUGAGGUGGUCAGAUGGCUCGUCCUAUUUCUUCAAAGGGAAGGAGUACUGGCGAGUGCCGGGCAGCGACAUGGAGGUGGACGUGGGAUUCCCCCGCCUCAUCGCUAAGGACUGGAUGCUGUGCACCGAGAUGCAGGAGGACUCUCCAGAUGCCGAGCCCAAAAACACAGAGACCAGGGUGAACGUGUCGUCGUCCACCAGCCAUUUCUUCAGCAGGACUGAGAAAAACAUGAGAUGUGACGAUAAUACACAGUCAAGAUAUAAAGGGGAUAUAAAAACCGAAACACUCAUCUCCGUUUAUGAUACAAAGCCCAAUGUUGUGUUGAAGGCCAGCUGUGAAAGGAGGUACAAUGUACUUCUUUGUCUUAUAUUUGCUAGUCAAUUUCUCUGCUAUCAACUAUUCAGGUCAAACAUUUGAGGAAAUGAUGUGAAGCAGUGUUCCUCUUCACUGUCUA